UUGUUAAUUAACAAACGGACAACCUCAAUACUUCCUGCAGCAGCAUCUACCAUUCACCACAGCAACAAUGUCAAACCGACCUCUUAUCGCCGUCGUAACCGGCGCUAACCGAGGCAUCGGGCGCGCGAUCUGCAGCGCACUCAUGCGCAACCCGCCGGCGCCCAUGGUUUUGUACGCAGCAUCCCGCGCAGGGACAGCUCCGGACGUCGACAUCCCGACAAAAGACAGCAGCAACAGCAGCAUUGACGUCCGCCCCGUGAAGCUCUCCCUCAGCGACGCUGCGAGCAUCGCCGCGCUCAGCGCCGCCAUCCGCCGCGACCACGGCAGAUGCGACGUGCUGAUCAACAACGCGGGCGUCUUCUACUUCCGGAAAGACAUCAGCGCGGCCGAGCGCAAGGAGACGCUCGAUGUCAACUUUCGCGGGACGAUGAAGCUAUGCGAGGCCUUCAUCCCGCUCAUGCCGCCAGCCGGACGCAUCGUCAACGUGUCCUCCCAAGCCGGGCAAAUGAAGCACUUCCACGCGCGCCUGCACGCGCGCUUCCUAGCGCCCGACCUCACGCUCAGCGGGCUGAACGAGCUAGUGCAAGAAUACGACCAAGCGGCAGCGCGCGGCGACGCCCUCGAGCACGGCUGGCCCGCAAUGGCGUACUUUGCGAGCAAAGCGGCGGUGAACGCGGGGACGCGCAUCCUCGCGCGCGAGCACCCGCACCUGCUGGUCAACUGCUGCUGUCCCGGGUGGGUGGCGACGGGGAUGGGGGAGCAGGCGGGGGUGCCGCCCAAGACGGCGGACGAGGGCGCGCGGAUACCGCUGCGGUUGGGGUUUGGCGACGUUGGGGGCGUGAGUGGGCGGUAUUGGGCGAAUGAGUCUGUGGGCGGGAAGGGGGAGGGGAGCGUGCUGGAGUGGUAGAGGUAGGUGGGCGAGGCUGGCUGUGUAGGUCGUGCCUGAGAUGGAGGAUGG
This is a messenger RNA of Aplosporella prunicola CBS 121167, 958 nucleotides long. RefSeq lists its product as uncharacterized. The transcript is spliced from 4 exons. The record is from RefSeq and is a predicted model, not a curated record. The coding region runs from base 68 to 907 and encodes 279 amino acids. Gene Ontology annotation, molecular function: oxidoreductase activity. Lineage: Eukaryota; Fungi; Ascomycota; Dothideomycetes; Botryosphaeriales; Aplosporellaceae.